Messenger RNA from Bubalus bubalis (water buffalo), 2607 nucleotides. RefSeq names its product zinc finger protein 160. Lineage: Eukaryota; Metazoa; Chordata; Mammalia; Artiodactyla; Bovidae. The coding region runs from base 128 to 2308 and encodes 726 amino acids. Gene Ontology annotation, cellular component: nucleus. The transcript is spliced from 4 exons. Gene Ontology annotation, biological process: regulation of transcription by RNA polymerase II. Gene Ontology annotation, molecular function: RNA polymerase II cis-regulatory region sequence-specific DNA binding; DNA-binding transcription activator activity, RNA polymerase II-specific. The record is from RefSeq and is a predicted model, not a curated record.
GGUGUGGGAGUCACUAGGGACCUGAAAAUCACCGCACCUACUCCUCCGUGCUCCGAUUGACCUCGAAAGAUUCACCUCUGAGGAAGAAAUCCAGAGGAGGCAGAAGAGGAAAGAAAAGAGGUCAAGAAUGGCUCUUUCUCAGGGACAUUUGACCUUUAAGGAUGUGGCCAUCGAAUUCUCUCAGGAGGAGUGGGAAUGCCUGCACCCUGCUCAGAGGGCCCUGUAUAGGGACGUGAUGCUGGAGACCUACAGGAACCUGCUCUCUGUGGCUGUCUCUCAUAUACAUGUGAUCAAGAAAUUGAAACCAAAAGCAAACAGUGAUACAGGAGUAUUCCAGAGAGUGAUGUUGGGAAGAUAUGAAAGUCAGGAAGUCCGAGAUUUUUACUUCACGGAAAUCCAGGAAAAUAUGCAUGUCUUUGAGUGUCAGUGGACAGAUGAUGAAGGAAAUGACAAAGGAAUGCCUGUUAACAAUAAUGAAAAUCUCACUGAUGGAAAAAAUCAACAUGGUAGAAGGGAUCCAGGAAUCAAACCUAUUGAAAAUAAGCUUGCAUUAAGCUUUCAGGAUGAAUGGUGUAUAUUUAAAAGUGAAGAGAAAAUUGAUGAAUUUAAUGAAGCUGACAAGAGUAGCAACAGUAGCACCUCAUUUUUACCAUUGCAGACAAUUUCUCCUAUUGUCCAAACCAACAUUUCUAAUCCGUAUGGGAAUGAUUUUAUUCACCCUUCAAUACUGACACAAGACCAGAAAGCAUACAAGGAAAAACCUUAUAAAUGUAAUGAGUGUGACAAAACCUUUCCUUACAGCUCAAACCUCAGCAGACAUCAGUUAAUCCAUACAGGAGAGAAACGUUAUAAUUGUGAUGUAUGUGGUAAGGUGUUUAGUCGAAAUUCACACCUCGCGUGUCAUCAGAGAAUUCAUACAGGAGAGAAACCUUACAAAUGUAAAGAGUGUGGCAAAACCUUUAAUCAGUGCUCAAACCUCACUAGACAUCAGUUGAUCCAUACAACAAAGAAAGCCUAUGAAUGUGAUGUCUGUGGCAAGGUCUUCAGUCGAAAAUCAGUUCUUGUAAGUCAUCAGACAGCGCACUUUGGAGAGAAAUCUUACAAAUGUAAUGAAUGUGGCAAAGCCUUUAGGAAGCGCUCAAGCCUUACUCAGCAUAAGAGAAUCCAUACAGGAGAGAAACCUUACAGAUGUAAUGAGUGUGGGAAGGCCUUUAGGAAGCAUUCAAACCUUACUCAACAUAAGGUAGUCCAUACUGGAGAGAAACCUUACAGAUGUAAUGAGUGUGGCAAAGCAUUUAGUGUUCACUCAGCCCUAAGGAACCAUCAGAUAAUCCAUACAGGAGAAAAACCAUACAAAUGUGAUGUCUGUGGCAAGGUCUUCAGUCGAAAUUCAAUCCUUGCAAGUCAUCAGAGGCUGCACACUGGGGAGAAACCUUAUAAGUGUAAAGAAUGUGGUAAGUCAUUUAUGCAACGUUCACUCCUUUGGAUUCAUGAGAAAAUCCAUACUGGUGAGAAACCUUACAAAUGUAAUGAAUGCGGCAAAGCCUUUCCCGUGCGGUCAAUCCUUACUCAACAUAUGAGAAUCCAUACUGGGGAGAAACCUUAUAUAUGUACUGAGUGUGGCAAAGCCUUUACGAAACAUUCAAAUCUUACUCAACAUAAGACCACCCACACUGGAGAGAAACCUUACAAAUGUGAUGAGUGUGACAAAGCUUUUACCCAAGUUUCAAGUCUUAGUAGGCAUCAGAGAAUGCACAGUGGAAAGAAACCGAGUAAAUGCAAUGUGUGUGUUAAGCCUUUGAUCCAACAUUCGCAGCUUUGGGAUCUUGAGAGAACUCAUACUGGAGAGAAACCUUACAAAUAUGAUGUGUGCUGUAAGGCGUUGGUCCAGCAUUCACAACUUUGCAGUCAUGGGAAAACUCUCACUGGAGAACUCAAAUGCAGUUUAUGUGGCAAGGCUUUUAUCCAGCAUUCAAGCCUUGUGGCACAUCAGAGAAUUCAUACAGGAGAAAGACCUUAUAAAUGUAAUAAAUGUGAUAAGGCUUUUACCCAAAAUUCACAACUUUGGCGUCACGAGAGAACUCAUAUUGGAGAGAAGCCUUAUCAAUGUAACGAGUGUGGCAAAGCCUUUACAGAUGGUUCACAUCUCAAUCGACAUAAGAUCAUUCAUACUGGCGAGAAACCUUACAAAUGUCAUGAGUGUGGCAGAGCUUUUACUCAGUUUACAAACCUGGGUAGGCAUCAGAAAAUACAUACUGAAAAGAAACAUAAACCUAGUCUAUGUGGCAGUGCUUUUAUUAAAAGCUGAAGCUUUGGGCAUCAUUGAAAAAUUAAUAAUAGAAAUCUUACAAAUAUAAUGAUUGAGAUAAAAUGUAUGUAGGUAGUCAGACCUUAAAAUCAGAGACCCCCUCAAGGAGAGAAAUCAUUUAAAACAUACGUAUGUGGCAAAGCCUGUAACUGUGCCUAACAUUUAUUUGGUGGCAGAAUGUACAUCUUUAAGAAAAACCACACAAAAUUUUGGCAAAGUUUAAGCCUUCUGGAAUGUAACAAAAUUCUUACUAGAGAGAAACUAUAUAAAUAUGAUGCCUGUGAUUAGUGUCAAAAAUG